AGUCUGAGGGAUCCAGACCUGGUGAACUAAACCCGUUAUAGUUUGUUAACCUGGUGAUACAUCCAUCAAAUUGUGCUGAUAUAUUCCACACCUGGCUUGGGGUAAAAUGUGAAAACGGUAAAUUUAUCACACAGAUAAUAGAUAAGCCGUAUAAAGCAAACAAGCGGCGCUUUGAUUGGCGUGACAAAUAUCACCCCUUUCGGCAAGCUGAGAGAUUUGCGACAAGAUGUGUGACGCGGACAAAGUUUCCGACAUUCUGGAUGAGGAAAUUAUCAGUAAACUCUGUGACUGUGGGCGCCAUAAGAAGAAGUUUCCUCAGAUUGCUCAGAAGAAGAACCAUGAGCCCCUGGAGACAGCUUAUGGGGCGACAUUCCGGGAACACCCGGAAGUCCGGCCUAGAUCCAGCAAACGCCCGCCGCCCUCACCACGUGACAUGAACCCUCCACCCAUGUCUUUUGUUACAAAUCAACGCUCCCAAUUCCGUCCAUUUAGAAAUGUAGAAAAGGCUAAGCUUUUGAGACAGGAGGAAACAUACCAUCCGCCCUCGGGCCGCAUGGAGUUCGAUACCAACUAUGGGCGGGAGUUCAUCUUUAAAGAAUCAGAACCGUCGACCCGGCGUGUGGCAGGCCCAUCUGAUACCCGUGAGCCCGUGUCAGGCUCUAUGACGUCCCUCACCACAGCCAGGGAGCACUUUAAGCAAUGGGUGGCUCAACCCCAAAUGGCUUUUCAGGAACUUCCCAGUUUUGCCGGGUCUAUAUUAUAUCCGGACAAAAACCCUCUUCCGGAGAGUACGUGUAGGAACUCUUACAAGGGCAAAUACGUGCCUCCGUUGGACACGACCAAGGCCUCGGCGGCGGCGACUAACAUAGUCAUUGAGGGUGACAUGGACCUCGGUACAACUGCCCGAGAAGCGUACAAGGGAUUUACAGGCCACCACAGGGCUGUGCCCGCCAAUCCACGAUCACGGAUCAACAAUUACCCCAAGGGACGCUUUAGUGGCGAGACACAGACUAGGCACGACUAUGGAGGUUUUAAGGAUGGAAUUCAGCCCUCACCCCCCAAGCCCAUUGACCCUCCUCCACCGUGUAUUGACCUCACCUUUGACAACAGGCGUUGUUUUGACACCGAACAGAGAGCGACGUUUAGAGGCCACGACAUCCGCCAACACCCAGUCUCAGAGAGUUGUAAAAGGGACAAAGAGAACUACCAGCCACCGACUGUCAAGUUUGAGACACAGACUUCUCAACGGAGGGACUACAUGCCCAUAGACCUGGAGUCCGCUUUCACCGCCCGAGCAACGAAACCAGAGCCCAAGAUUCACCAAGGAGAGUUCAAGUUUGAAGGUACCACAAUGAAUAAGGUGUUCUUCCGUAACUGGGGUCCGCAGAUGAACCCCAGGCCCCGUUAUGGGGACUUCCACGAAAGUCACAGCUAUGUCCCCUCCACGGAACCUUUUUCUGGGGAAUCUACCACCCGAAGAACCUACACCCCUAAAAGAUCUGAGGCAACCAAGAACUACAAACCCGACAACAAACCCAAACAGGUGAUAGGGAACUUCGACUUCGACACAGAGUACAGACUGUCUUACAUAAGCAAAAAGGCGCCCAUUUGUAAAGCACAGGCUUACCUCAUGGAGCAGGAACUUAAACGCCGCAAAGGUGUCCCCAAAAGCACCGAUGGCGUCUGGAAAGGCCGUCAGCGUGGGCCUGUAAAUGUGCUUGUAAAGGUUUCGACUUAACGACGUUUCGGUCGAAAUGGUAAUGGCUUUCGUUCUGUUCAAAGGUUUUUCGAAAUAUAUAUCGCUUCCGUGAAUGUUUUUUAUAAAUUGUUCGUCCUACCAUAAGGCAUGCACGCCCCAGUUUAGAUUUGAUUGGACAUAUAACGCAUUCCUCCUAUUCCUAUUGGGACACACCUUGAUUCCUACUGGGACACACCUCAAUCAACGUUAGUCCAAGUUUUGCGAUCUGCUGUGUAUUUACGGACAACGCGAAGUCCACGAAAUGGACCUGUAUACCCCUCCCCACUUCCCAGACGCCAAGUCAUAUUCCCGAGGACAACGAUUACGUGUAGCCUACAGACAAAAAUUAAGUCAACUAACUCCCAUCGAUUUCAAGACGACCAUGUCCUUAAACGGUCUCGCGAGUAUUAUUCGGUAAGACAGGAUUUAACCAAUAAAUGAAAUUCUGUGAAGUGUUUUUCAUGUCAUAGAAUAUCUCCGUUAUGAAAUGUGCACGUUUUCGAAGUGUCAGUAUGGUUGUAUGGACACAAUGUAAUUUAACUUUCCUUGUAUGAAAGAUUCAACAUACACGUUGGCUUUGUCCGGUAUAUAAAUGCUUACUGCAUAUCCGUGGUAUGCUCUGUAAAU
Liolophura sinensis is the source of this 2365-nucleotide messenger RNA. Its product is annotated as stabilizer of axonemal microtubules 1-like. The coding region runs from base 227 to 1738 and encodes 503 amino acids. Gene Ontology annotation, cellular component: cytoskeleton. The record is from RefSeq and is a predicted model, not a curated record. Gene Ontology annotation, molecular function: microtubule binding. Lineage: Eukaryota; Metazoa; Mollusca; Polyplacophora; Chitonida; Chitonidae. The transcript is spliced from 7 exons.